AGCACCCGGGCAGGAGGAGGGAUGGACAGCAGGCAGGAGGGGGAGUAUUGCACAGGAACAAUGGCUGAGGAUUACAGAGAACUGGCCGGGCCUGCUUCAUGUCACUGACUCCUUUCUACAUGUCACCGAGCCCCUGCACUGCAGACACAGGCUGGCAGCCAUGGACCGGAUGAAAAAGAUCAAAAGACAGCUUUCCAUGACCCUUCGGGGUGGGCGGACAUUGGAAAAAAGCCCCGGAGACCAUUCAGAACCCAUUACUUUGGAGGACAAUGGCAGCAGUGAUAAUGAGCCCAUCGUCAGAAAUGGGAGAAGCCUCUCGUCCCACAGCAUGCAAUCCUUCCUGCACCACUACACCGCCAGCUCCUUCCAAAAGCCGCCCAUACCCCGGCCCCACAGUGCCGUCUGCAGGAGUCUCAGCUCUUACCUGAACCGGAGCAGCCGACUAGAGAUUGUACAUGAAGACCUAAAGAUGGGUUCAGAUGGAGAGAGCGACCAAGCGUCUGGCUCCUCAGAUGAGGUUCAGUCACCGGUGCGAGUGAGGAUGAGGAACAACGCAACUCGCAAAAUAUCCACAGAGGAUAUUAAUAAGCGUCUGUCACUCCCAGCGGAUAUUCGUCUUCCUGAGGGUUACCUGGAGAAGCUGGCUCUUAGUAGCCCUCCAUUUGAUAAGCCCCUGAGUAGGCGGUUAAGAAGGGUCUCUCUGUCAGAGAUCGGUUUUGGAAAGUUGGAGACUUAUGUCAAGUUGGACAAAUUGGGAGAGGGAACCUACGCUACUGUUUACAAGGGCCGUAGUAAACUGACUGAAAACCUGGUUGCCCUUAAAGAAAUUCGCUUGGAACAUGAGGAGGGUGCUCCUUGUACUGCAAUCAGGGAAGUUUCCCUUUUGAAGGAUUUAAAACAUGCAAAUAUUGUCACUCUUCAUGACAUCAUCCACACGGAGAGGACUUUGACUCUCGUCUUUGAGUACCUGGACAAAGAUUUGAAGCAAUAUCUGGAUGACUGCGGGAAUCUAAUAAACCUUCACAACAUCAAGCUCUUUCUUUUCCAGCUUCUCCGAGGGCUCUCGUAUUGUCACAGACGCAAGGUCCUUCAUCGAGACCUGAAGCCACAGAACCUGCUGAUAAACGAGAAGGGGGAGCUCAAACUUGCUGACUUUGGCUUGGCAAGGGCAAAAUCUAUCCCCACCAAGACUUACUCCAACGAGGUGGUGACGCUCUGGUACCGGCCCCCGGAUAUUCUUCUGGGAUCUACAGAAUACUCUACGCAGAUUGAUAUGUGGUAA
Nanorana parkeri is the source of this 1282-nucleotide messenger RNA. Its product is annotated as cyclin-dependent kinase 16-like. Gene Ontology annotation, biological process: protein phosphorylation; neuron projection development; exocytosis. NCBI's taxonomy places the organism in Eukaryota, Metazoa, Chordata, Amphibia, Anura, Dicroglossidae. Gene Ontology annotation, cellular component: nucleus; cytoplasm; synaptic vesicle. The transcript has 11 exons. Bases 161 to 1282 code for a protein of 373 amino acids. Gene Ontology annotation, molecular function: ATP binding; protein kinase activity. The record is from RefSeq and is a predicted model, not a curated record.